CCUCUCCUCUCCAGGUACUGUCUCUGCUGGGACCAUGCCUGUGACCUUUGCCCUCUUGCUCCUCCUGAGCCAGGCCACUGCGGACCCAUGCUACCAUCCGGGGGGCCGCCCCCGCUUCUGCCUCCCACCAGUGACUCAGCUGGCUGGCAUGGCGGCCUCCUGUCCCCAGGCCUGUGCCCUCUCCCCAGGGGCGGACCUCGGUCCUCAGGCCACCUGUAAUGGCAGCCUGACCCUGGCCCUGGGUGGCUCCUUCCUCCUGACGUCCGUCAGCCUGCGCUUCUGCACCCCAGGACCCCCAGCUCUGGUCCUGUCUGCUGCCUGGGCCACUGGAGGUCCCUGGAGAUCGCUGUGGCGCAGACCUGCCUGGCCUGGGGCCUUGGGUGGCCCUGAGAAGGUGACCUUCCGCGCCCCACCGGGUCCUAAGGCCAGCGUGGUGGCCAGCCACCUCCGCAUGGAGUUCGGGGGCCGGGCAGGGCUGGCGGCAGCUGGAGUGAGAGGCCGUUGCCAGUGCCACGGCCACGCAGCCCGCUGUGCCGCCCGCGCCCGGCCCCCCCGCUGCCGCUGCCGCCACCACACCACCGGCCCGGGGUGCGAGAGCUGCCGCCCAUCCCACCGCGACUGGCCCUGGCGGCCCGCCACACCCUGGCACCCCCACCCUUGCCUGCCCUGCUCCUGCAACCAGCACGCCCGACGCUGCAGGUUCAACUCCGAGCUGUUCAGGCUAUCGGGUGGCCGGAGUGGGGGUGUCUGUGAGCGGUGCCGCCACCACACAGCUGGGCGGCACUGCCACUACUGCCAGCCAGGGUUCUGGAGGGACCCCAGCCAGCCCAUCACCAGCCGCAAGGCCUGCAGGGCCUGCCAGUGCCACCCUAUUGGGGCGACUGGUGGCACCUGCAACCACACCAGCGGGCAGUGCUCCUGCAAGUUAGGGGUCACCGGCUUGACAUGCAACCGCUGCGGUCCUGGCUACCAGCAGAGCCACUCCCCCAGGAUGCCCUGUCAGCGAAUUCCAGAGGCAACAACCACCCUUUCUACGACCCCUGGUGCUCACAGCUCCGACCCUCAGUGUCAAAACUACUGCAAUAUCUCGGACACCAGGGUACACAUGAGCCUUCGGAGGUACUGCCAGCAGGACUACGUUCUCCGCGCGCAGGUGCUGGCGUCCGAGGGGGCGGGCCCGGCGUGGCAGCGGCUGGCGGUGCGCGUGCUGGCCGUGUACAAGCAGCGGGCGCGGCCCGUGCGCCGCGGCGGCCAGGAGAGCGCGCCGGCGGCUGCCGCGGCCUGCGGCCUCCGACCCCGAGCCCCGGGCCGGACCACUAGCGCCGCAGAUCGGCGGCCGCGAACGCCAACCAAGGAACUGGGAAGCGACCUGGAGCGAAGCCUUACGCCUCGAAGGUCUCUGCCUCCCCCUCCUGGUCAGCGGCCCUCACCGCACCCCACUCUCCCAAGGGAUCCCCGAGCCGCGUUAAGGCAGCCCCUGGCGGAGACCCGAGUGGAGCACUGGGCGGGGGCUGCACGCGCUGGUGCAGGCUCCACCCGGGGUCCACGCGAGUUGGGGGACCCCGGAUCCUCCGGGGCCAGCGGCCCUGAGCACGAAGGCUUCCGACGACUCUCCCAGCUCCACCUUAAGCGGCCCUCCUUCCCCCUUCUGCGGAGGAUGGGAACUGCCAGCUCCGGGCCCCAGGUGUCCGGGCCACCCCGGCCCCCACAGCCCCAGCACGGCCGGGAGCGGGGACCAGCGCCCAACGACCCCUCCAUCCUGCCCCUUGGGCACCCCCCGACACACACACACAAACACCAGCCCGAGGAGCGUCCGCUGCUGUGA
Ceratotherium simum simum (southern white rhinoceros) is the source of this 1825-nucleotide messenger RNA. The record is from RefSeq and is a predicted model, not a curated record. NCBI's taxonomy places the organism in Eukaryota, Metazoa, Chordata, Mammalia, Perissodactyla, Rhinocerotidae.